Messenger RNA from Lymnaea stagnalis (great pond snail), 4321 nucleotides. The record is from the annotation of a GenBank genome assembly. Lineage: Eukaryota; Metazoa; Mollusca; Gastropoda; Lymnaeidae.
CAAUACACUUUUACAGACUUUAUUACAAGUUCCACCAUAAAUCAUGUAAAUUAAAUCAAAAUCCCAAAUCCAUUUAUAAAAUGAUCAGACUCCGACCUCAUUUUGAAAUACCGUUAUUAAUUAAAAAUUACAUUCCAUCUGUGUAUUAAUAUAAAAAACGAGAUAGUUAACUCUAGUAACAAUCCGUGACUACACAAGGGGAGCUCACUCAUAUACAGAAACGCAGGGUUAAUCAUAAGGCAUAUAUUGACAAAAAAUAACUUGAAUAAUAUAUCAUAUUUGGCUUAUAGUUACAGAAUAUAGAGUGAUGUACUGACACUCUCACUGACAAGUAAUGCCAGUAAAAGUACCGGUAUAAUUGAUUUUUCUAAGUAAGUAAGGGCCAUCCAUAAAUGAUAUUAUGUGUCGAGAAUGGAGAGGGGGGCACAAAUUUGAAAACAAUGUGUGACGAAGGUACCGGUAUCAAAAUCUAUUACAACUUUGUCGUGGGGGGGAGGGGUGUGUAAAAAUAUUUCCGAAACACUGACAUCAUCAUUUAUGGCUGGCCAGUAUUUGGGCUAAAUAAAGAUAGCCACUUUAGGGCUUUCCAUUAAUGACUUCAUGCUAUUUUGGCCAAUAAAGAUAUCUUAACUAAAAUGGGGUGUCUUUAUGUAGCCUACCUUACGAUUAAUUUAUUAUUAUAAGACCUGUGGAUAUUUUGAUUACAAAACUGUGUGUGAAUAGUGUAGCCAAUGCACAGUUUUUACUGUGUACCAUUCAUUUUAUAUGAACAAGCAUACUCAAGUUACUUUUUCAACCCUUUAAAUUUGUUAUUCUUCCAAGUGCUCUGCCCCAAUUCACACAGAGGGAAAAAAGUUCACAUGGGUCCCUUUAAAUACUUUAAUAAAGUGUAAAUUCCAUUCUUGACCUUUUAUCAUGGUCUGGAAGUAUGAGAAAUAUUUCACAACCCAAAAGUUCUGUUUUCCAAUGAACUCAUGUAGGCCUUCUCUAUGUAGUGUAUUAAAAGUCACAUGAAAUUAAAUGUCAUAUCAAAGUACCAGUAGUUAAGUACCGUACUUAAUUAAUCUAACAGUAGGCCUAGUUAAAAUUAAUAUAUAAUAUCAGCCAAAUUAUCUGAUGGCACUUGCCUUUACACUUUACUUCUUCAAUUAAAUAUAUCACAUGGUGCAAUUGAUCCUGGUUGAAUUGUUUUUCUGUUUAAUUAAAAAUACAAAAGAAGAUGUCUGAUCAUUUAAGAUACCGGUAACAUAAUAUUACACCAUGACUUCAUGUCCUAAUUUUAUGCUCUACAGGAAAGAUUUCUCAUCUGAAACCUUGCAGGAAAUAACAAGCACAAGAUGUCCAAGUCAGUGAUCACAUUAAAUGUUGGUGGCAUUCUUUACACAACCACUACAGCUACUUUAUUAAAGUAUCCAGAAUCUAUGCUUGGCUCCUUACUAAGUCAUAAUCUGCCAAGCACAAAAGAUGCCCAUGGCCAAUUGUUCAUUGAUCGGGAUGGGCAUAUAUUUAGACACAUACUUAAUUUUCUCAGAUCUUCUCAGCUCUGUCUGCCCUCCAACUUUAAAGAGUUGGAUCUAUUAAGUGCUGAAGCAGAUUUCUACCAAAUUUGUCCUCUCAUUGAAGCUAUCAAUGAGUACCGAGAUGGUCCAGCUCGUGAUAAUUUUGUUCAAAAGGGGCGAACAUUUUAUUUAGAAAUAAUUGAAGUUAGAACAGGUUCCACUGCCACCAUGCCUACCAGUAAUUCCCGUGUGAAGACUAUUCUUUUGGGGAGGAAAGACAUCUUACUAACACUAUCUCCUGCUGUCAUUGGUGCAGAUUUUAUGGAACGUCUUUGUUGCAAAGAAGCCCAAGAAUACACUGAGGUUGAAUUGUUUGGUAGUCCGGUGCGUUUAAGGGUUGGGGAAGAAUUACGUAACUUAGGAUGGACACUGAUUUCUUCUGAUUUGUCAACCUCCUCUGGGUUUGACAAUAAAUCUCAAAUUGGAAUGAGUCUCAUAAUAGAGCAUACAUUCAGAGACAGAUGGAGCAAAGACUUUGAACAUGAUGAACCUAUUAAAGCAAACCCUCAUCACACUAUGUAUUUAGAGGAAGCAAGUGUCUGACAAAAGUGAUGAAGUAGAACUCUAAUUCACUGCUGCCUAAAUAGAGCCCAACUCUUUGUGCUGUUCAUCUAUUUUGAGAGAAAGCUAAUAAAAUUUAUCUUUUGUAAUAAAUGUUAUUUCUUAUUUAAAUGUGUACUUUGUAACUGAAACUAAAUGAUAAUAUUCCAAUACAAUCAAAAUUUAAUUGUGUAUUGUGCUUGUCCAAAGUAUUUGUCACAUGACUAAGUGACCUGAUUAGUAAAUUAAAACAAUAUGCACAGACUGUGUGAUGUAAUAUUUAGAUAUUGCACUUGUUUUAUUAUUUUGUCCAUGUUGUAAAUAAAUGAGUAAUAAAUGUUUGCAUUGAAUAAACUUUCAGUUGUUUUUCAUGUUUAAAUAAAAAUGACUGAAUGAAUAUUUGAUGAAAAAUUAGGGGCAGAUCCUUGUUCUUGUACCUGUAUUCACCAUAAUAACAUUAAUAAAUGUAUUUAAUUUGUUGAGACAUUUUUUCUUGAUUACCGUAUAAAUUAACAUAAAUAAUUUACAUCUAUUUUUAAGUACCGGUACCUGGUAUUACUAUCGUACAGAAAUGCCUUUUAGUUUUAUGGUGUAGAUGAAGGCAUUCUUAACUCAUUACCAAGUCUUACGUUUGAAUACCGGUUCUUCUAGUUCUCAUUGAAUUCCUGGAUAACUUUGUUGAUUAUUUUAGAAAGCUUAGGUCAUUAAAAAUUUCCCUUUUUCAAAAUGUAUAAAAUUCAAUUUUGGUUGAUUUUCAUCAAAUUUGAAAAUCUCAUAACUUUGUUGUUCAUUGAGAUAUUUCAAUAAUAAUAGUGGUGUUUUAAUUUUAGAAUGAACAUUUCUGUCAGGGGAUCCUCCUCAUCCUUAGGUCCCUUAGUCCUUGGACCGUUGGGGCGCCACAGAUGACAUGUGAACCAUCCUCCUCCAUUCCUCCCUGUCUUCAGCACUAUGCACUGCAUCGCCCAGUGUUAGUCCUGUCCACUCUUUGAUGUUAUCCUCCCACCUUUUUCUUUGUCUUCCUCUUCUUCUCCCUCCUCUGGUGGUGCCCCGCAAUAUUUCUUUGGCAAGCCCUUGUUUCCUUGUUACGUGGCUGUACCAUUGUAAUUAGAAUUUUUUGUCAUCGUACUCCCCAAUUGCCUGACAAACCCUUUCUUUCACUGUAUCAUUGGAGAUAUGGUCCCUAUAGCAGAUGCCCAAAAUGCUUCUGAAGCAUCUCAUCUCCAUCGCCUUUAUUUUCCUUUCAAGAUCGGCUGUUAAUGUCCAGGAUUUGCAGGCAUACAGGAAAAUGGAGAGGACUAAUGAGCACAACAGCCUGAUUUUGGUGCUGGGGGCUAUAUUUUUGUCAUUCCAUAUUUUCUUGAGCUUUUUUAGUGCUGUUGUAGUCUGCGCAAUCCUGGACAUCAGUUCGGGCUUGGAGCCUUCUUCUGAGACUAUUGCUCCUAGGUAUUUGAAGCGGCCGACAGUCUCUAAUCUUUCCUCCCCGACCUUAAUGUCAGGGGAUACUCAUCACAAAUGUCUGCCAUGGAUAGUUAAUUUCAGUUUUGACUACUUACUUAAAAUACUAGUACCAUACCGAUAGUCUUCAAAAUUAUGAAAAAAAUUCUGCACUACCUACAUAAAUUUCUUUUCAAAAGAAAUAUUUUAAGCUAGUGCUGAACCAGGUGCGUUUUUUUUAAACAGUUUUUAACUCUGUUAAACACACAAAAAAAGAGUUAACGUCCAACAGUCCAACACCCUACCUGCUGGCCUUUAAAUAAUAGGCCUACAGACAGUCAUACAUCCUACCUGCCAGCCUUUAAAAAAUAGGCCUACAGACAUUUCUCACCUACACCCUACCUGCUGGCCUUUAAACAAUAUUCCUAAAGGCAGUCCUACACCAUACCUGUUGCUCUUUCUUGAUAAAUGUAAUAUAGUAGUCACCUCCCCCCUAUAGAAAAAAAUUCAAACUUUUUAACUUGACUUCAACCCUCACGAAUGACGCUGGCUGCAUGACAGCUUUUAUUUUUCACUUGGUACUAUUAAUUUUAAGUACCGGUAUAUUGAGUAGGGGUAGGGUCGGUUGUGAAAAGGAAGCAGGACACAUCAGAAUCAAAAUAUAUAAAAGAGAUGUACCAGGCAGAAAAAUAUAACUUUUAUUUACAAUAUUUACGUAGACACCAUUUUAUUUGAACUUUGACAUAAGUCAAUUUCUUGUUGUAACUAUUUGUUGUUAGAUAUCGCUC